AUGGCGAGGUUAUCAUCCCUGACGCACCACGCGCCGCCCGCCAGCUCGUCCCCGGAACGCGGCGCCGCGGAGCUGAGCCAGCUGCUCCGCCGGCUCGACCAGACGAUCCUCCACGCCGACCAGGACCGCGAGAAGAGGUUGCGCGCGAGCGAGUUCGAGAGGGCGCGGUUGAAUUCGAACCUCGAAUACGCCCGCGGCCUCCUGACCCGCGUCGAGCAGGAGGCCCUCCACGUCAAGCUCCUCCCGCGGAGGCAGGACAUGCAGGCCGACCUGAACCGCCAGCGGGAGCUGCUCGAGAGGCUGGUCGACCGCAUGCACGACCUCGAACAGCUGCACGAGGACGGCGACGACGACGACGAGAACAACAGCUCCGACGACGGCGAGGACGUGCUCGCCGACAUCAUACCCACGCCCAGCGAGAGCAUGGAUAGUCGGUCGACGGGCGUUCCCACGGAGGAUACCGGCGGCGAGGAGGACGAGGAAGAUGGAGAAGAAGAGGAGGUGAUACCGAGGCUCCCGGAACCCGUCACACCAGCGCCGGCGGCGGUCACGUCGGAAUCAUCAUCAUCACAGCAGCAGACAGGAACGGGAACGACUACAUCACAGACCCUCCGCCCCCGCGGCCCCGCGCGGCCCUCGUCCCCAACAUCAACAUCCACGGCGACGGCGACGGCCACUGCGCGCGCAGCCCUCUUCGCCUCGCGGCGCAGCAACACCAUCAAAUCCACAUCCUCGGGCGCGACGGGCGCGACGACGGCGACGGCGGAGGCGCUGCUGGACCAGCAGCGCGCGGAGCAGGACGCGCUGUCGGAGUCGAUCCUCAAGAUGGCGGGCGCGCUCAAGGCGAGCUCGCAGCGGUUCUCGAGCGCGCUCGAGGCGGACAAGAACGUGGUGGCGCGGGCGGGCGAGGGCAUGGACCGGACGGAACGGGGCAUGGACGCCGCGAGCAGGCGGAUGGGCACGCUGCGGAAGAUGACGGAGGGGAAGGGGUGGUGGGGGCGGAUGAUACUGUACGCGUGGGUGUACGGGUUGAUGGUCGGGCUUGUGUUGUUGGUUUUUGUGAUGCCCAAGUUGAGGUUUUGA
Messenger RNA from Colletotrichum karsti, 1083 nucleotides. Its product is annotated as synaptobrevin. The record is from RefSeq and is a predicted model, not a curated record. The transcript is spliced from 2 exons. Gene Ontology annotation, molecular function: SNAP receptor activity. The coding region runs from base 1 to 1083 and encodes 360 amino acids. Gene Ontology annotation, biological process: retrograde vesicle-mediated transport, Golgi to endoplasmic reticulum. NCBI's taxonomy places the organism in Eukaryota, Fungi, Ascomycota, Sordariomycetes, Glomerellales, Glomerellaceae. Gene Ontology annotation, cellular component: endoplasmic reticulum; SNARE complex.